AUGACGAAACUGUGGUACUUAUGGCUCACUGUUGCGCAGCACUUUGUGGCUGCACAACGACAGACUCUGACAGUCGCAGCAAGUGGCGGCAAUAAAUCUAGUGCCCUUUUGUACGGCACCUUAUACGAGGAUAUAUAUCAUUCUGGAGAUGGCGGACUAUACGCCGAACUUCUUCGCAACCGCGCUUUCCAAGGCUCUUCACAGAAUGGGCAGGCAAGCACAACACGGACGACUGAUUUCUGGCAUCCCAUUGGGAAUGUUCAACUAUCCGUGGAGGAUUCAACUCGGGCUCUAUCUGAAGAUUUGACGUACGACUUGCGAAUGAAUGUUCCCGCGGGUACAACUGGCCAGAUCGGUUUCUAUAACGAAGGCUUCUGGGGAUUUCAUGUCGAUGCUGCUAAGCGUUAUGCUGUCAGUUUCAACAUUAAAGGAGCUUACGACGGGACAGUGAUAGCUGGAUUCAAGAACAACAUCACCGGUGCCCAGCUUUCUUCUACUGCUAUAUCCGUGUCAUCCGUUGAUGAUACAUGGACCUACAUUCCACCUCAUACCUUUCAACCUACCUCAACUCCGGGCAACGCGAAUAAUACGUUCACCUUUUUGUUUGAUGGUAGUCAACUUGCCGGCAAAAGUAUCCAGGUGAACCUCCUCAGUCUAUUCAAACAGACUUAUCGAAACCGAGCGAAUGGUGUAAGAGAAGACUUAGCUGGAUCGUUCGAUGGUCUGAAGAGCUCAUGGGUUCGCCUUCCUGGAGGGAACAACAUGCAAGGUUUAAGCAUUGGAAACGAAUGGCAUUGGGAUCGCACAUUUGGUGACCUCAAGAAUCGUCAAGGCCACGUCGGAACAUGGGGUGAUAUCCAGACCGAUGGGUUUGGCAUCCUGGAAAUGAUGCAGUGGGCAACAGAUGCGAACCAAACGAUUGUCCUAGGGCUGUUUGCUGGACUUCACAUUGGCGGCGAUAUAGUGUCCGAAGCCGAUAUUGACGGGUAUGUUGACUCGACCAUGAACUAUCUUGAAUUUCUAAAGGGAGAUUCGUCUACUACCUGGGGUGCAAAAAGGGUAAACCUUGGUUAUCCCACCCCAUUCAAAGUGGACCAUAUUGAAAUAGGCAACGAAGACUACUUGAAUGGAGGUACAUCAUCGUACUAUUCAUACCGAUUCGCAGCGUUCUGGAACCGUAUCAGAGCCACCUACCCAUCGAUCGCACUUAUUUCAUCCAUUUUCCCGCCUCCUGUGCCGGGAUCCGACACUUGGGUCGAUCUGCAUUUCUACUACAACCAAAACACAUUCGUCAGCCUGUUUGACCGGUUUGACAAUGCCAACCGGAGUUUGCCGAUCAUUGUUGGCGAGUAUGCUUGCAUCCAUGAAUUCGAUAAUGGCUCUCCAGAGAUUGGAGCACAAACAAUGGGAACGGCUUUGGCAGAGGGCAUAAUGUUACUCGGAGCGGAGCGCAAUUCUGAUAUCGUGAUGGGAACAGCAUAUGGUGCGCUUAUCAAGGAAUACGACGAAGCUCCUAAUACCGUGGCCGUCAUCAAGCACUCUGCUGACCAGAUUCUGCAAUCCACGAGCUAUUACGUACAGCAGAUAUUCUCUCAGUAUAAAGGUGAAGAAACCGUGUCAGUGACGACCCAGUUCGGAGAAGGCAUAGAUCCUCUCUAUUGGUCUGCUACACGGACCGGCAGCACUCGGUACUUGAAGCUGAUUAAUUACUACGGUCCAAGUAGCGUUGUUGAUGUUGUGUUGCAGGGGACACACUCAAGCACCGCACAGGUUGUCACUCUCACAGCGCCCGAUUGUUCUUCAACGAACAAAUUAAGUCAAUUAGGGGGCGAAUCAACCAGCAUUACUGAAUCAACUAUUGUGGAGAGCGAUGGCAAAUUUACCGUCAUUUUUGGAAAUCCCUGCGAAAUAAAAGUUCUUAUUGCUUGA
This is a messenger RNA of Pestalotiopsis fici W106-1, 1929 nucleotides long. RefSeq lists its product as uncharacterized. Gene Ontology annotation, biological process: L-arabinose metabolic process. NCBI's taxonomy places the organism in Eukaryota, Fungi, Ascomycota, Sordariomycetes, Amphisphaeriales, Sporocadaceae. The transcript is spliced from 3 exons. The record is from RefSeq and is a predicted model, not a curated record. Gene Ontology annotation, molecular function: alpha-L-arabinofuranosidase activity. Bases 1 to 1929 code for a protein of 642 amino acids.